This is a messenger RNA of Seminavis robusta, 5176 nucleotides long. The record is from the annotation of a GenBank genome assembly. NCBI's taxonomy places the organism in Eukaryota, Bacillariophyta, Bacillariophyceae, Naviculales, Naviculaceae.
UAAAGGGGUUGAGAACUCAGGCAGUUUACCUGCCGAGGUAAUAAAUAGUUCCUCUUUUCUUUUCUCUCUCUCUUCCUCUCUUCCACUCUUGUUGACGAUUGGAGCUCUCAUUCAUCAACCUGCAUCAAAACAUCAACACGUUCCUGUGCUGUCAUCACCUGUAUAAGACACGGUACCACUCUCCUUUGUGCAUUGGAGAAAGAAGGUAUCCAGUUUGUAACGGAAGUACUAGUUUGGUUGGUUGUCUGCACUCCUGAAAAAGAUGGGAGAGUCGAGUGGACAAGAUCAGGCCAUCUCGCCGAUGGAGGAGUCUUCAAGUGAAAUUGCAGAUGGCAACAGCAACAAAAGUCAGGCCGCCAAUUCUUGUCUACCUCUCCAUCUGGACGACAAUCAGCUCUACGGGAGAGACGAAGAAAUGGGACUCUUGUAUCACGCCUACGAGAAUAGUUGUCUGCGAGAUGAACCCGCCGAGGAAGAUGAUUUGCUAUUCGCACAGCUGCAAGACUCGAGCCGCCAGAGCCACACAAGCAGUACCAGUUGCCACACGUACAAUAGCAACAGGAGACGACCACGACGACGCAAACGACGCAGUAGCAUGGUCAUCAUCACGGGGCCCAGUGGACUUGGCAAGACGGCACUGGCACGGACAUUACAGCCCAAAGUGGAGGACGACAAUGGUUGGUUUCUGUAUGGGAAAUGCAAUCAAAUUCCGUCCAGUCGCCAUGCCAUGGCCGUGCGUCCCUAUGCUCCCUUUGCCGAAGCCUUUUCGCAGUUUGUCGAUGAGUUGCUGCUCCACAACAAAGACAACACUGAUAGCAAGGACACAUUGGAUCGAUUACAACGCGCCGUGUUUUGCGCGUGUCAAGAUACCAGUGUCAGUGUCUUGACCGAUACCAUUCCCGCCCUGCAAAAGGUCGUCCCCACGAAUACUGAUGCUUCCUCGGGCCUGUUAAAAUCCAGCAGUGCCAUUACCGUGGGAGGCACUCGCACCGGAGUGGAUAUUCCCAGCAAUGUCGUCUUUUGCAAAUUCCUGCAGGCGUUUUGCUCCCGUCAAACACCAUUGGUGCUAUUUGUGGACGAUCUGCAGUGGCUCGAUGCCAGUUCACUGAGCCUCUUUCAGGCCGUCGUGCUGGCACAGGGUGACAUUGCCGGUUUGCUCGUGGUGGGCACGUGUCGCGGCAAUGAAGUGAGCUUUCAAGCUCCAUUGGCGGAAACACUCCGCACGUUGGAAGAUCAACACGGGGUGGCCGUGUUGGAUAUUGCGGUACAUCCCUUGACACCUCCUGCCAUUCAGGAUUGGAUUGUGGGUCUGUUGGGAUGUGUAGUACCCGGUCUGGUGGACCUUGUGAUGCGUCAUACAGGUGGCAUUCCCUUCUUUGCACUUCAAUUUCUACGGAAUCUUUAUGAAACACGACAAUUGCGGUAUGAUGGACAACAGUGGGUCUGUGAUGCUGUUUUACCAGACGAUGUUCUGGAGGAAUCGCAGUCCGACGACGAUGAGUUGGAUGAUGACGAAGAAGAAAAAACGACCAAGGUGGAAACCAACCGCACGGAGGAAGCCAACCGCACGGUGGAAUACACCAAGUUUUGUUCCUCCACGAUUUCCCACAUGAUCCAGCAGCACAACAACCUGGCACUCCAGCAUGUACUCAUGGUUGCAGCUUGCCUCGGGACAGAAUUCUCAUUGGCCCAAAUCGCAGCUGCUUCGGGAAUUGUGACUGACCUGGACCCAGCCCUGCAACUUCUCGUGCAAAAGGGCAUGCUUCUUCGACGCAAGGAACCGUCGCUGUUGCAGCAUUGGGGCAAGCAGGGACCCAAAAUAUCAUUUCGGUGGUCCCACGAUCGAUUCCAAACGGUCGCCUUUGAAAUGAUACCCGAAUCGACCCGGGAAGAGUUUCAUGUCGCCAUUGGUCUCAAUCUACUGCGACGACUCUCGCCUUUGGAACUGCAGCAGCAACCCUUUGUCGCCAUGCACCAAUUCUGUUGGUGUAAUACAUCUUCCAGUAUUCCGUUUCAAUCGGACCAAGAACGGACCCAGUUGGCGACCUUGUGUCUGGCUGCCGGACAACAGGCGGCACUCUCGUCGGCAUUUGAAGCGGCAGCAACCUACCUACAGCUGGGCCUAGAUGUGAUUGGAUCCUCUUCGGCCUUUGCGGCUCACUAUGACUUGACGUUGAGCUUAUUCAAUGCUGCUGCGGAAAUGGAAGGUUGCCUGGGGAACUUUGAUAAGGUCGAUCAGUUGGUUGCUGCCGUGUGGGAACAUGCCACGUCGUUUCGGGACACUCUGCAGGCGUACGAAACGCAAAUCUAUUCGUUGGGAGCAAGAGAGGAAUUGGAUCGUGCGAUCCAAUUGGGGCUACAAUGUCUUCAGAAGCUGGGAAUCGUGCUCCCCCGAAGACCGAGGCUCUUCUCUGUCAUUUACGCAGUACUCAAAACCAAGCGACAACUUGCCAAAAAGAGCGCAGACGACAUCAUGUCAUUGUAUCCACUGCAAGACUGGAAAAACGCUGCAGCGUUACGUAUAAUGCAUCUGAUGAUUUCUCAUGCCAACAGGGUCGAAGAGAAUCUAUCUGUUUUGCUGGCUACACGCGGAAUUCAAAUCACGUUGAAGCAUGGUCUCUCCGAAAUGGCUUGUUUCGGAUUCUACUCCUUUGGGCUGGUCUUGGUGGCUUCGCUGGGGGCGGUGGAUGAGGGUAUCCGAGUCGCGGAGAUGGCUUCUGCCAUCCAAGAAAAAAGCGACUCCCAGGCGAUGAAAUGCAGGGCACAGUUGGUGCUUUAUGGAUACACCAAAUGCUGGACGCUUCCCAUAACAGACACCAUCCAACCCUUGCAAGACGCAGCACGUUACGGGGCUCUGUCUGGUGACACGGAAAUGAGCUGCCUUAGUCUUUACUGCGCAAGCUGCGCCUCGUUCCUAUCUGCAGCUGCUACGUUGGACGAAACCGAGGAGGAGCUCGCUGAUUUGAACGAUCAUUUCUCCCAGAGGCACCAAGACCUAAUGCUCUUCUAUUUGCGGAUCUCGCAGCAAACCGUUCAGAAUCUUCGCGGCUCUUCAAACUGCAGGGUUGUUCUGUCCGGAGACUUUUUCGACGAAGAAAAGGAGCUUCAACAUGCAAAAGACGUUGGCAAUGUCCCAGGAAUUACAUUGGUCUACUUAUUCCAGUGUUAUCUGGCUGUCUACUUUAACGACUCCCUUUUGGCAAAACGGGCGUCCAAAAUCCUCUUGAAGAGGACCCUCAUGGGUUUCAAUCUACCAUUAUGGUACCAGGUACACUUCGUAGGAGGUCUCGCUGAAGUUGACGGUGCCAAGAUGAGCGGAAAACGAGUGAGACAGGCGGGAAAAGCGUCCUUGAAAAGCUUGAUGCAGUUGGCCCGUCACCAACCUGACAACGUGAUGAACAAGGUGUACCUCAUCGAAGCGGAAAGGCUGGCGACAAUGGGUCAACGAAACAAGGCCCUGGAAAAGUACCGGCUUUCGAUUGAGCAUGCCAAGAAAAACAAUUUCGUACACGAGGAAGCAUUGGCGUCCGAACGGGCAGGGCUGUCGCUGAUUGGUUGGGGGGAGACAACGAACGGAGCUGCGUUCCUAGAAAGGGCUCGUUGGUUGUACGAAAAGUGGGGAUGUACGGGAAAAGUCUGCGACCUCUCCUCCCAAGAAAAAGCACCGGCCAAUUAUUAAGCCAUCGCCAUAAGAGUCUGGGUAUAGAUGAUUGCGCCCCCGCCUCACAUUGUAUAUUCUAUUCGUUCGUCUUCACCCAAUGAGCAUGCGUUGGGAGCGAUCGUCCAUGCUCAGCUCGGCGACCACGAUCAUUGGUUGUUCGACCCCUUCGUCGAAGUGCGGCCUCGUUGACUGCCUGGUUUCGUUGGAUGAUUUGCUCGAACCCGGUCCUGUGUGGUAUGGCCAGUCGCUGGCUGGAAAGAUGCCAUGGCAGCUACCAGUUAGCUCAGAACUCACGGACGGUGACAACGGCCACUGAUACAAGUAGCAACUCGCACGCUGUCAUCGUUUGGCGUCUCGAUCUACCUAGUAGUCUCGACUGUCUCGAGCAACACGAGGCCAUGCUCUCGACUCCCUACAAAGUUUCCCGAGUUGCAAGCAACCGAUGUCUGGGAUUGCUUUCAGCUCGACUCGACCAACGAAUUUGGAAGACUGCUGGCAGGCCAAGCUUCAACCCAGUUUUAUCUCAUGGCCGAAGAUGCAGAUUAGUUUCGUGCAUAGAGACGGGAGAAUACGAUGUGAAGCUCCUUGAAGCUUGCUGUCUUCUGCUGUGUUAGCUGGGUGAAUCGAAUCGUAAGGAAGAAGGAAGCAUGCAAGCAAUGCAUGUAGCGCGUUGCUCUGCUUGCUACCGGUACCGUAGAGUGGCAGCCAGAGUCGCCAUCAUUCGGACUGGGUCAUAGCACAUGUAGUGCCCCCCCGGCACCCGGGUAUGGCACCUAGCAAAUAAAGAGCCUUGGGCAAGUUGGCUUCUAAAAGGUCGGCAACAACAGCAUCAAGGUUGCACUUAGAAUAGUGAUAUCAUCGUAUCAUGCUGGGUGCUUUUGGUAGAAUUGCAGUGCCGUAAUGCUGUUGUCGCCACCAAAAAUUAAUCAAGUCGGGACUGUGAAGUCUGUGAAGUGUGAAGGGACGACGGGAGAUGAUGUGGCAUGGCAGCUUGUGGCUCACCUGGAAUCUGGAAUGGAAUCCAAUCGCAUCCAUCCAGUCAAUAAUUAAGUGCGCAGUUUCAUGGUCAGAAGGUGUGUCGCCAAGCUUGGCCACUGAUCCACUGUUGACUGGCGACCCUGUAGCGUCCGUCUUUUGGCAAUCCUACAUGACCACGCCAGAUUUAUUUGACCCACUUCGGAAGUUCUUACUUAAAUAGUGGGAUCACGCGGAAUCACCAUCCUAAGUCUCGACAUCAGAAAUCCUGGGAAAGUUAAUUAUUCAAGCGUAGAUCAAAGUGGCAGUGCUCUAGUCCAGAAAACAGGUUAGCCUGUUUCAACUUAAGCCUUCCUUUUGAUGCUACAUAUUUAAAUAUAUAUCAUUCCUGUUUUCCCAAAGUAAGUGAGUCUACAGCAACGACCACGCAUCAAAGCCCGCUUCCCGCUUCCCCCAAGCUCUAAGGGCAUAAAGAAUUCUACUUGAUCCCGUCUUUAAUGUUCUUACCGCUGGAACUUUUUACCGUCAUUUGGACAACCA